Molecule: messenger RNA, 920 nt
Organism: Caenorhabditis angaria
Lineage: Eukaryota; Metazoa; Nematoda; Chromadorea; Rhabditida; Rhabditidae
Source: the annotation of a GenBank genome assembly
AUGAGCCGUUUUCAAUGGCUAUGUUUCAGUAUUUCUCUUCUAUUUUCUUUCAAAAAUGUUCACAGUUUCAAUUGUACCAGCGAACAAACCUUGUGCAGUGUAAGUUCACAAAAGUCUGUAUCACAUAAUACAUUUUUUUGGUCAGGUUUGCAAGGAAUUUGGAACAAAUGAUGGGGUGAAUACAUUUUAUGCCGAUUCACUUUGCUCUAUCUAUCUAGAAAUUUCUGAUGCAAACAUGACUAAUGAGGAAAUUCCAAUCAAAUGUGAACAACUAUUCAACAGAUUCACAAGUAUUCAAUGAACUAAAAAUUCUGUCAAAAUUUCAACUUUUCAGAUUCCUCCUGUCAGCUAGCAGUUAUUCCAGACGUUGAUAUUCUUGGAUCAUAUUUAGUUUACGGAAUCAGAUCGGUAAUUUUUCAGCGAAAAUUUGAUAAAAAAAUAGAUUUUUGAAGACAAACCACAGUAUGCUUUUGGGGUUGGAACGUGAAAAUUGUACAAAAACUUGGAAUUGGUAUUCGCGUUUGACGAAUGAUACAUUUCUUGCUGGAAUCGGAGAUGCAUCGGAAAGUUGUGAAAUCAGCCAAGGAGCUUUUAUUGGAUAUGAACUUGUUCGCAUUGAUCCUACUGACUUUUAUCCGACUGGAGUUUUGUGUCAAUGUUGUAGGUUUUCGGGCGGAGAUCAAAAGAUGUUUUUCUAGAGAAUUUUCAAAAUUGUUCGAAAAAAUCAAACAAAAUGCUUUUUUGAAUAUAUAGAAAAACGUUUAAUAAAAUUCUUUUUUAGAUGUAAACAAUUUUCUGUUUAACCCAAUCUUUCAUUUUUUCAGCCGAAUAUGUCUCAUUUCUCCCAUCAACUGAACCCGAAUCAAUUGAAAGUGAUUUAUCAACAGAUUUACUAACAAUUUCAACAGUUAUCUUAUUAA